Anguilla anguilla (European eel) is the source of this 1583-nucleotide messenger RNA. Its product is annotated as polyadenylate-binding protein 2-B-like. Gene Ontology annotation, molecular function: RNA binding. Bases 437 to 1192 code for a protein of 251 amino acids. Lineage: Eukaryota; Metazoa; Chordata; Actinopteri; Anguilliformes; Anguillidae. The transcript has 7 exons. The record is from RefSeq and is a predicted model, not a curated record.
ACGUUAGGUCCCGCCCCUUUACUUCCAUUUCUGUUUCAGGACACAAGGUGCUGGAGGGGAGAAACCUCGUUUUUAUAUUUAUAGCACGUCGUCUUCACUUAAGUAAAAUAUAAUUUCUCUGGAUCAAAGCACGUCCACCGAAACUAGACCAAGUCUGUCAGGACGAAUCCUCUUCUAGGUAGAGUAACCGUUUUCUGCAGCUUUGAAACCGAAACAGGCCCCAUUUUAGCGGUGUUGGACAGCUUUCCGCCACCCGUCUGUCUCCUUGUGUGAGUUGGGGCCUGUAGGCACGAAGCGCGUUGGACAGGAGGGAGUCGCGCAAUGGCCGAGUUCGGAAACGGGCUAGCAGAGGAAUCGCUGCUGGACUCAGACCCAGGACAUCCAGAGUUAGAGGACACUGGCGUGGGCGAUGACGAGCCUGGACUAGAAGAAGGAGAUGCAGCUAUUGAGGACCCGGUGUGUUCUGCAGGAGCUGGAGGCUAUCAAAGCCCGGGUGAGAGAGAUGGAGGAGGAAGCAGAGAAGCUGAAGGAGCUCCAAAACGAGGUGGAGAAACAGAUGAAUCUCAGCCCUCCGCCUGCUGGUCCUGUCAUCAUGUCCCUUGAGGAGAAGAUGGAGGCUGACGGCAGGUCUAUUUACGUAGGAAACGUGGACUACGGCGCCACGGCGGAGGAGCUGGAGGCUCAUUUCCACGGCUGCGGCUCGGUCAACAGAGUCACCAUCCUCUGCGACAAGUUCACCGGACACCCCAAAGGGUUUGCUUACAUUGAGUUUUCAGACAAAGAGUCUGUACGGACAGCCAUGGCCCUGGACGAGUCUCUGUUCAGAGGGAGACAGAUCAAGGUGGGAGCAAAGCGGACGAACAGGCCAGGCAUCAGCACCACAGACCGCGGCUUUCCCAGGGCUCGCUUCCGAUCGAGGGGAGGAAACUUCUCCUCCCGUUCGCGCUACUACAGUGGCUACACGCCCCCUAGAGGAAGAGGACGGGCCUUCCGGUUUCAGGACCAGUGGAGGCUGAGCACCCCCCCUUCUCCUGUGGCGACCGUGCCCCCUACUGUCUCGGCAGCGCCUCUCGCCCUCUCUGCUCCCGCUGUCCACACUCACCCAAUCCUGUCAAUGUGGGGGGGUGGGGCCGGGGGGCAGGGCGACCACCGCCCCACAGCAGGGGGGGUUUACUAUAACCACAAGCGCUGAGCUCGUGCACACGCGGACACAGGCACACACUCGCACACACACACGUACACACACACACACAUCCACACUCACAGGCGCGCGUACACACACACACACUCACAAGGUGCAACCACAGGACAUACAACAACCACAGUUUGUAUAGAGAAUAGGGCAUCCCUUUGUAUAGGGAUCCAAGCAGACGGCUGCCGUUUUAAUUGAGGCAGGCUGGCACAGAGAAGGGUUUGAGGCCCUUCGCGUCUCUGCAUUCAGAGCAGGCUAGGCCUGAGGGCUCACUGGGGAGACGGGGAAGGGGCGAAGGCAGCAGUUAUUUAAAACCGAGGGAGCAGGGCCUUUAUUUGGGAGGCUGCGGUGAGGUGUGUUUUGUUUUUUUGUUUUUCUGUGGGGACAAGAG